Molecule: messenger RNA, 882 nt
Organism: Vanrija pseudolonga
Lineage: Eukaryota; Fungi; Basidiomycota; Tremellomycetes; Trichosporonales; Trichosporonaceae
Exons: 1
Coding region: 1-882 (293 amino acids)
Source: RefSeq, a predicted model, not a curated record
AUGCCCAUCCCCACCGCCCCCACCCCCGACCAUUCCAUCCCCUCCGCGCCGACCGAGUCCGACGUGCUCCAGCGCCGCCGGAUCGUCGUGCCAGGCAGGUUCGAGUUCGAGCCCACGUCGCGCUGGGUGCGCGGCGUUGUCGGGGACGUUGCUCUCGUCGACUCGCGGCACCAGAUCCUCGUCUGGGAGCCCGGGUACAAGGUGCCCGAGUACGCGUACCCCUCAAGCCAUGUGCGGACGGACCUGCUCGUCGCGAGCGACGCCGAAGAGGAGAGCACGCAGCCGCCGUCCGAAGCGGCAGUCAAGGCGCCCUCGAGCAAGGAUUACUGGCGCCCCCGGUGGCCCGACGUCCAGUGGUUCGACUACGUGCACGCCGACCGGCGGAUCAAGCGCGCGGCGUGGAAGUGGAACGUGCCCGGCUUGGAAGACUACAUCGCCGUCAGCUGGUACCCUGGCGUCCUGGACGCAUGGUACGAGGAGGACGAGCUCGUUCACACCCACCCCCGGGACCCGGGUAACCGCGUCGACGUUAUCCCCAGCAAGCGGCACAUCAAGGUCGUGCUGGACGGCGAAGUGCUUGCGGAGAGCACGUCGGCGCUCGCGCUCUUCGAGCACGCGCUCCCGACCCGCUUCUACCUCCCGCGCGAGGACGUGCGCCUCGACCUCCUGGACGAGGUGCCCCUCGUCACUCAGUGCCCUUACAAGGGCUACACUAGCACCUACUGGCGCCGAAAGGGCACGGCACGCGACAUUGCCUGGACGUACGGACAGCCCGUGCACCAGGUCAGCGCGAUCAAAGACCGCAUCGCGUUCUUCAACGACCGUGUCGAGCUCAUUGUCGACGGGGAGCCGUUCGUCGACUCGCCCAGGACGUGGGCGUAG